Messenger RNA from Arabidopsis arenosa, 1035 nucleotides. Lineage: Eukaryota; Viridiplantae; Streptophyta; Magnoliopsida; Brassicales; Brassicaceae. The record is from the annotation of a GenBank genome assembly.
CCAAGAUUUAUCAAUCGCUCUCUUCUUCUUCUUCUUCUUCCUUCGUCGGUUCGUCUUCUUCCGAUAGAUCUGCUUCGCUUCCUCACUUCCGUUCAAGGAUCAUCAUCUCAAAUCUCCUUCUCGCUCAAAGAAACCCUAAUUCUUACGCAAGUCAGUUUCUCAUCUUCUCUAAUCCUAUCUUCCUCUUAUUCAACAUUUCUUUGCGUUGCUUGAAACUCGUAUUCUCGAUUCUUCUGGAUAUUAGUGUGUAAAUGGAGGGAGUUGGAGGUGACGCUGCUUCAAUGGCAUCACCUGUACAACAACGUGCGAAUGAGGCGUGGAGACUGUAUCAGUAUUACUUAGACAAGACUACGCCUCACGCGGUUAAUAGGUGGAUCGGGACUCUUGUGAUUGCAGUGAUAUACUGUUUGAGGGUUUUCUAUGUUCAAGGGUUCUAUAUCAUUUCUUAUGCGUUGGGGAUUUAUGUUCUGAACUUGCUGAUUGGGUUUUUAUCGCCACUGGUUGAUCCUGAGCUUGAUGCGUCUGAUGGUCCAAUGUUACCCACAAAAGGUUCAGAUGAGUUCAAACCAUUCAUCCGUCGACUUCCAGAGUUCAAGUUCUGGUACUCCAUGACUAAGGCUUUCUGCAUAGCGUUUGUGAUGACAUUCUUUUCUUUCUUCGACAUUCCCGUCUUUUGGCCGAUACUACUCUUCUAUUGGAUCGUUCUGUUUGUUCUGACAAUGAGGCGCCAAAUAGCACACAUGAUGAAGUACAAAUACAUCCCCUUUAAUCUAGGAAAGCAAAAAUAUGGAGGGAAGAAAGCUUCUGGCAGCAGGUCUCGCGCAGACUGAAGCAUAUGAACCGUUUGUGGAGAAAGUAGUAGUUUCUGGUUUAUGAUUGGUCCAUAUUACUCAGCUCUUUGAACAAUCUGCAUUGAAGUACUCAUGAACUGUUUUGCAGCUCCUGAGAGAAAUCGCAUUUUAGAUAGGUAGAUAUCUCUGGUUUUGAAAUUCUUUAUGUAGAGGCAAGCAUCAUUAAAAAAGCAUUUGUCAGUUU